AUCUGGCUAGCAUGGAGGAACCUUUAGUGAAAGAUAAACAAACUGUGGCACUGUGGCAGUAUAUAUUAUAAUAUAUAUACUGCUUGUGGAGACGCUAUAAAGUAUUUAAGAGAGCCGUUACAACGUUAUUCCAUCAGUUAGCACUGGAAGUGACAGGUGUGAGCAGUGGAUGAGCGCAGCAUAGACGUCGUCAUGAAGAUUCAAGGAGGCAGAGUCGGAUUAACAUGGGCGUUGGGACUCAUUGUGAGCGUUGUCAUAGCGGCUCCCUCUGAGCUUGACCACCAGGAGGGUGUGGACGUUGCUAUAAUGACACCCCCAGAGCUUGACCACCAGGAGGACGUGGACGUUGCUAUAAUGACACCCUCAGAGCUUGACCACCAGGAGGACGUGGACGUUGCUAUAAUGACACCCCCAGAGCUUGACCACCAGGAGGACGUGGACGUUGCUAUAAUGACACCCCCAGAGCUUGACCACCAGGAGGACGUGGACCUUGCUAUAAUGACACCCUCAGAGCUUGACCACCAGGAGGGCGUGGACGUUGCUAUAAUGACACUCUCAGAGCUUGACCACCAGGAGGGCGUGGACGUUGCUCUAAUGACACCUUCAGAACCUGACUACCAGGAGGGCGUGGGAGUUUCUAUAAUGACACCCUCAGAGCUUGACCACCAGGAGGGCGUGGGAUCACACCAACAGGAAAAUGUAACUGCUCUUGCUACCACUGAGAGAAACGACAAAUUAUUGGUGGUGCUGCUGAAGAUCCAGCCAGACAUGUGUGCCACUAACGAUCCAGUGCUGGCCAUGGGAACCUGUGUACCUGCCAAAGAAUGUACUAAAACCAGCGGUAUAGCGUCGGGCAAGUGCGCCAAAGGUUACGGCGUCUGCUGCAUAGCACUCCGAAGCUGCGGGAGUUCAACCAGCUACAACAACACAUACUUCGUGAACCCCAGCUACAGCGGUAUGGACUCAGGUGCUGGCACCUGUACUCUGACCGUCAACCGCGUCAACUCGAACAUCUGUCAACUGCGUCUCGACUUCCUGGACUUCGACUUGGCGCAGCCAGACGCUGAUGGCAACUGUAUUACAGACUUCCUUACCAUCACUCCAUCCUCCUCCGUUCCCAGGAUCUGUGGAUCCAACGAUGGACAACACAUGUACGUCAACGUGGACCCAGCUGGUGGACCGAUCAGGGUGACGGUGGACCGCUCUCUGUCCAACGUGACUCGUUCUUGGAAUAUCAAAGUCAGUCAGAUUCCCUGUGACUCACCCUACAAAGCGCCCAGCGGAUGUCUGCAGUACUACACGGCCACCUCAGGCACCAUCUACAGCUUCAACUUCGGUCCUCCUUUGCCCGUCUCUUCCGACACACGUCAGAUUGCCAACCUGGACUACGGUGCGUGUGUGGAGAUGGCUGACGGCUAUUGUGGCAUUAUCUGGGAGCGUAACACCACCAGCGGCAAUAGCAGUUUUACUGUCAGCGAUCCUGGCCCUUAUGCACCAGGUUCUGCAGACGCAGCGUUGUUCGACGCAAACUGUACGACUGAUUACGUCAUAAUACCUGGAGGUGUGACAAACGAUGGCGAAUCCCAUGACCGAUACUGCGGCGACAGUUUCCCUGACUCUGUCACCUUUAUCUGUAAGUCACCAGUUAUCUGUAAGUCACAGUUAUUUGUAAGUCACCAGUUAUCUGUAAGUCACCAGUUAUCUGUAAGUCACCAGUUAUCUGUAAGUCACCAGUUACCUUUAAGUCACCAGUUAUCUGUAAGUCACCAGUUAUCUGUAAGUCACCAGUUAUCUGAAAGUCACCAGUUGUCUGUAAGUCACCAGUUACCUUUAAGUCACCAGUUAUCUGUAAGUCACCAGUUACCUGUAAGUCACCAGUUAUCUGUAAGUCACCAGUUAUCUGUAAGUCACCAGUUACCUGUAAGUCACCAGUUAUCUGUAAGUCACCAGUUACCUUUAAGUCACCAGUUAUCUGUAAGUCACCAGUUACCUGUAAGUCACCAGUUAUCUGUAAGUCACCAGUUAUCUGUAAGUCACCAGUUAUCUGUAAGUCACCAGUUAUCUGUAAGUCACCAGUUAUCUGUAAGUCACCAGUUACCUGCAAGUCACCAGUUACCUGCAAGUCACCAGUUAUCUGUAAGUCACCAGUUAUCUGUAAGUCACCAGUUAUCUGUAAGUCACCAGUUAUCUGUAAGUCACCAGUUAUCUGUAAGUCACCAGUUGUCUGUAAGUCACCAGUUACCUUUAAGUCACCAGUUAUCUGUAAGUCACCAGUUACCUGUAAGUCACCAGUUAUCUGUAAGUCACCAGUUAUCUGUAAGUCACCAGUUACCUGUAAGUCACCAGUUAUCUGUAAGUCACCAGUUACCUUUACCUGUAAGUCACCAGUUAUCUGUAAGUCACCAUUUAUCUGUAAGUCACCAGUUAUCUGUAAGUCACCAGUUACCUGUAAGUCACCAGUUAUCUGUAAGUCACCAGUUAUCUGUAAGUCACCAGUUACCUGUAAGUCACCAGUUAUCUGUAAGUCACCAGUUACCUGUAAGUCACCAGUUAUCUGUAAGUCACCAGUUAUCUGUAAGUCACCAGUUAUCUGUAAGUCACCAGUUAUCUACACAUAGGAAGACUGCCGUGUUGACCUGGGCGCUGGUACUUACGAUGGGUAUUGUAGUAGCGGCGCCCUCUGAACCUGAUCACCUUCACCUGGAUGUUGCAGAGCUACCAGGAAAACUGACCCCAGACGCAGGAAAACUACAGGGAAAGCUGCUCCUAGACGAAAGAAAACCAGAGCUGCACCAGGACGUAGGGAAACCACAAGCAAGGCUGCCUCAAGAUGCAGGAAAACUACAAGGAACUUUCCAAGGCGCUGAAACACAUCUUACCAGCCAGAGAGAUGAGAAAAUGUUUUUCGUGCUGUUGACGAUCCAACAGGUGACUUGCAACACCACUGACUCUACACUGACGGUGGGCACCUGUUUGUCCUCCACAGACUGCAACCGCAGCGGUGGUAGAUCUUCAGGGACCUGCGCCAGGGGCUUCGGUGUCUGCUGCAUAGCUCGUCACAGCUGUGGGGAGACCACCAGCUAUAACAACACAUACUUCGUCAACCCCAACUUCAACAGUACUGACUCAGGGACAGGAGCCUGCACUCUCACUGUCAACCGCGUCAACACCAGCAUCUGUCAGCUCCGUUUAGACUUCCUUGAUUUCCAGUUGGCGCAGCCGGACGUUGACGGUAACUGUAAUGUUGACUUCCUCACCGUCAGCCCGUCCUCCACAGUGCCAAGAAUCUGUGGCUCCAACAGUGGACAACACAGUAAGAACAACAGUCAGUCAACCAUUGUGUAUCUGGAGGUGGACCCGCUGGGUGGACCAGUCAGGGUGACGGUGGACCGCUCCGGUAAGGUCAUGGACCGAUCCUGGAUAAUCAAGGUGACACAAAUCACCUGUGACUCGCAGGACAAAGGUGAGUACAUCUAUCCCUUCCCCUACCUCCUGAGAGGCGGCUAUUCCCAGUUGGGUGUACAUGCCAAAAGCCUCAUCACGCACGAACAUAAAGUCAAUUAUCAUUUCAAAAGUAAAUUUUGGUGCUUACUGUUUAUAACCUCAUGUUCCUUCGCUAUUCUUCUCCAUGUUUGUUUACGUACGGUGUCAGCACCUAGCGGAUGUCUGCAGUACUACACCACCACCUCCGGCACCGUCAGUAGUUUCAACUUCAACACUGAUCCCACAGUCUCGUCUUCAGGCCAGAUUGCUGAUCUGGACUACGGGGUGUGUGUGAAAAUGGCUGACGGAUACUGUGGCAUCAUCUGGGAGACUAACUCAGCCUCUGGUGACAACUACACCUUCACUCUCACCGGCAACGUGGAUGCUAUCGAUCAAAAUAUUAUAGGUACUCCAGCAGCCGCGACUUAUGCCAGUGAAUGUACUAGCGAUUACGUGAUGAUCCCUGGAGGUGUGGACGAUACUGGAGUCUCCAACGACCGCUACUGUGGCCUCGGCUUCCCUAACUCUGUCACUUGUAAGUCACCAACUGUCACCUGUAAAAUCAUAAACCGUGUCACUUAUAAAUAAUCAACCAUGUCAUGUCUAAGUCACCAACUGUGUGACUUA
This is a messenger RNA of Cherax quadricarinatus, 4110 nucleotides long. The record is from RefSeq and is a predicted model, not a curated record. NCBI's taxonomy places the organism in Eukaryota, Metazoa, Arthropoda, Malacostraca, Decapoda, Parastacidae.